Dicrocoelium dendriticum is the source of this 759-nucleotide messenger RNA. The record is from the annotation of a GenBank genome assembly. NCBI's taxonomy places the organism in Eukaryota, Metazoa, Platyhelminthes, Trematoda, Plagiorchiida, Dicrocoeliidae.
AUGGAAGCUGCAAACGCGCUGCAGAUGUACUACGCCCCCACGUUUCGAACAGUCUUGCCACCAAGCGAUCUACCAAGCCUGGUAUUCUGGUCACCAGGACUAACCCACAUCAAUUUUACCGAAGAGGCUGUAUUGCAGAAACUGACUUCUCUACGCAAACACAGCUCACCUGGUAUCGAAAACAUUCGUCCAGAGGCAUUGGGAGCAGCAGCAAGCCAACUGGCAGUACGUUUAGCUCAGUUAUUCCAGCGCAUAUUGGACCAGCAUCAAGUUCCUGCCAUGGGGAUGCUUGGAAUAAUAACCCCGAUUCACAAAGGGGGAAGCAGAACUGAUCCCUCCAACUACCGCCCAGUAACUCUUCUUCCUAUACUCUCCAAGGUCAUGGAAUCCAUAGUUGCCGAUGCACUGGUGUGCUAUCUAGAAAACUGCAACCCCAUCACUCCUGAACAGCACGGUUUCCGUCGACAGCGGUCCUGUACAACUAAUUUACUAAUUGCACACAGUAGUUGGACCGAGGCAGCUGAGGCUGGAGAAGGUGUUGAUGUGAACUACCUGGAUUUUUCCACGGCUUUCGAUCGUCUAGACCAUCGGAUACUACUAUCGAAGCUGCGGCAUUACAAGAUCGGAGACCCUCUUUUAGGCUGGAUCGCCAACUUUCUACAUCAACGGCAAUUAGUGGUCAGAGUUCGGAGCUCUUUAGCUGAUCCCAUACAAGUUGAGUGUGGUGUGCCGCAAGGCUCAGUUCUAGGUCCACAUUAG